Messenger RNA from Populus euphratica (Euphrates poplar), 2050 nucleotides. RefSeq lists its product as uncharacterized. The transcript is spliced from 2 exons. Lineage: Eukaryota; Viridiplantae; Streptophyta; Magnoliopsida; Malpighiales; Salicaceae. Bases 38 to 1159 code for a protein of 373 amino acids. The record is from RefSeq and is a predicted model, not a curated record. Gene Ontology annotation, molecular function: protein binding.
UCUUUCUUCUUUUUUUUAUCUCAUAAAAAAAUUGUUUAUGGUUUUUUUUAUAUAUAAUUUGUUGCUGGUUGUAGAUUCAGAAGGAAUUGAGUUAAAUCGAAUCGGAACGACGAGUUUCGAUAUGAUUACUGAGUUGCAAAAGCGAGCUGUGAACUCGGUGGAAAUGAUGAAAGAUAUGGCCGAUGAAGCUUCCGCUGUUGCUGCUACAUCGUCUCCGAAGAACAGAGUGAAGCUCUUGUGUAGCUAUGGCGGGAAAAUCACGCCGAGAGCCGUUGAUGGCCACCUCAAGUACGUUGGCGGUGAGACACGUGUCAUUGCCAUUCCUCGCGACAUCAACUUCUCAGAGCUUAAGAAGAAGCUUAGCGUGGAGUUUGAAGGAGACAUGGUCCUGAAGUAUCAGGUUAUACCUGAAGAACUUGACGUUCUGGUGUCUGUGAAAACCAAUGAGGAUCUGAAGCAUAUGCUUGAUGAAUAUGACCGUCAUGAAAGUGAAGGAACUCCAAAGCUACGAGCCUUCUUGUUCCCUUCAAAUCCUGCUGCAAUAGAAAAAUCUACUCCCAUGGAUCCCAGUGCACCAGAACAACGUUAUGUGGAGGCUGUUAAUGGUAUGGUUCGUCCAACUGGCAGUUUUAGACUUUCCCCUAUCAAUGCAAACCAUCCCUCCUUCAGCCUCUCUGCUAGCUCUUCUCCGAAAAGUACGUCUCCAGAAAGCAACACUGUUGAUUCUGUGCCGCAUGAACCCACCUUCAUGAAUAGCUAUCAUGUUAGUAGAAACCCAAUGACUAGAGUCCAUAGCUCUCCAAGUCUAUGCAAUCUGAACACCGCCCACCACCAUAGCAGCAACCACCAUCUCUACCAGCACCAGCAUCAGCACCAUUACCAUCCCCACCACCAGCAACAUAAUCCAAAUGGUUACCAACCUUCUAGAUCACCUCACGACCCUCACAGGCUAUCACCAUCUUUGCCACUGGGACGGCCAGACUUUGGGAGGGCUCCUACCGGUAUUGGCCUCAACCAAUACUACUCUAGCAGACACAAUUUAGGGAGUGGAAACUCCAGCAAAUAUGGGCACUAUGAUGACUACUCUUCUUAUGGGUUGAGUACAGCUGAUAGAUCAGUCAGUCUUCCCCAGAGCCCCAGCAAUGAUAAUGUGGAGUAGGGCAUCUGACAGAGAAGAUCAGGUAUGCUCUUAUGACUCGCUGCUUGGGGCUCAAAGAUGGUACAGAAGGCAUUUUCUUUCUUCAUUUUAUACUCUCUUUUUUUCUCUCAAAUGGUAAGAACAGCACAUGCUUAACUUUUAUUUUGAUGUUGUAUACGUGAUGAACUUCCAGAAUAUUUUCAGAAAAUGAUGUUAUAGACACAUGUAAAGGGUGUUCUAUUGUACAUUCCAAAGUAACCUAGCAGAACUUCUGAUCUUAUACUUUAAAUCAAAGGAUGAUUUAGUUCAUACACUUGAUGCUAAUGCUGCUUGCGAGUAAAUUUACUUUCUCUUUCAAUUCCAUUAGAGUGUUCUACUGAAAAGCAAUUAAAUUCAUGCGAACUUGAAGCAUCCUGGCCGUCAAAAUUGCAGGAGACUGCGAGAGAGCUGGUGAGCAUAUAAAUUUCUUACAAGAAAUUGUAGGGAAAGCAAUCUCAUUAUAUAAUCCGGAAUAGUAAAAUCUACACAGGUUCAGAGCAUAAAAAAUUGUAGGAAUAUAUUUUUACAAGCAAGAAAUCCUCAAUAGAGUAUAUAAUUCCAUGGAAGCAGCAAAAAUCAACAGUGUCAGCCAUAUACUCUGACGAGCUCCGAACCCAGAACACAGGCAUGCACAUAGAAACUUGUAAAUCAACAGCAUGUUACACUAAAUCUAAGCAAGCAACAAGCAACGUGCAAGGCUUAUACACCCAAAAUUUUAGCUAUUAAAAGGUGGUUGUUGGUGUUUAAUCCUCUCUAUACUCCUGAUUCUCACUUGGAAAGAGCAAAAACGUCUGAAAACUUUGACCCAACUUAACACCAGACCCAAUCCCUACAAAAUCAAUUUCUUAUACGCAUUUUCAUGGUAUAGAAGGG